AUGCCGGGACGUCCGUUAUGGCAGGUUGCAGGUAAACGCGAUCGUGAUCAGGAACGCGAGGCUCAACAUUGGAUCGAGACGAUGAUUGGAGACAAGUUUCCAAAAGGCCUUGUGUACGAAGACUGCUUACGCGAUGGCAUCCUCCUAUGUCGGUUAAUGAACCGCUUGUCACCCGGUAUUGUACCUAAAAUCAACACCACCGGUGGGGAUUACAAGAUGAUGGACAAUAUCAACCAGUUUCAAAAAGCCUGCAUCAAGUAUGGCGUAGCUGAUGUGGACCUUUUCCAGACAACUGACCUGUGGGAUCGUAAAAACGUCGCUCUCGUUACGACUACUAUAUUUGCUGUUGGGCGCGCGUGCUACAGACAUCCAGAAUUUAGAGGCCCAUACCUCGGCCCACGUCCAGCUGAAGAAAAUCGACGUGAAUUUACCGAGGAGCAGUUGCGUGCCGGUGAGGGAUUAAUUGGACUUCAAGCAGGAUCGAACAAGGGUGCCACACAGGCUGGUCUAAAUUUUGGUGCAACCAGAAAAAUCUUGCUUGGAAAAUAGUGUUCGACAAAAAUAACACUUACAAUUAAAGCGUUUGCUUGAGAAUAACCCUCCCAAACAUCAACCACUUUGUUUGCAUUGAAUAAUCCUAUUUGUUUGAUUUUAUAUACCGCUUUUGCCGAAAAAUACACUACAUUGACACCGGUGGCGGUAAAGCGAAUAUAAACUUACUAUAUAACAAAUUAUUUAUUUUUCUCAUCGUUCCGAUUUCCUCUAGCCUAGUUGAAUGAUUGCCAAAAUACUGUUGAAUUCACCUAAAUUAGUAAAACUCAUACAGGAGCCUACAGGUUGCAUAAUACGUAUCAGGUAUCUUUAAUGGAAACGCGAUACU
Molecule: messenger RNA, 880 nt
Organism: Anopheles nili
Lineage: Eukaryota; Metazoa; Arthropoda; Insecta; Diptera; Culicidae
Product: muscle-specific protein 20-like
Exons: 4
Coding region: 1-549 (182 amino acids)
Molecular function (GO): protein binding
Source: RefSeq, a predicted model, not a curated record